Messenger RNA from Pseudovirgaria hyperparasitica, 1309 nucleotides. RefSeq lists its product as uncharacterized. The transcript has 2 exons. The record is from RefSeq and is a predicted model, not a curated record. Bases 190 to 1119 code for a protein of 309 amino acids. Lineage: Eukaryota; Fungi; Ascomycota; Dothideomycetes; Acrospermales; Acrospermaceae.
CAGAUACAGUGGCAAUCUGUGGGCCGUCGUAUCGAAGCGGAUCCCUCCCUUGCUUGGCUCUCUGCAGUUCCCUCCCGGUCGGGAUCCAUCUGUGCUUUUAACCUCUGCCUGCCCGGUACCUUUCUGCUGUUUGUUCUUCCUUGAUUUCUCUCUCAGCCUUGCCCAAUCCGAAACCUACGUCUCGUCAGAAUGUCUCAAUCGGGGCUCUCAUUCGGCGCCUACUGUCCAGAGGGAGGAACUUGGUAUGCGUGUGAAAGGAGCACAUUUCCGUUCGUCGGCUGUUCUGUCUCUAAUGGCUGUGGGAGCUCAACAGGCCCUCCAGAAGAGGACCUUCGUCCGAUGAGCUUCAAUGCGUCUUGGUACGGUCAAUUCAAUGACCAGGAAUGUCCUAAUGGCGGAUCAUUCUUCACCUGCAAAGAUGCGAACCCACCCUUCAUAGGAUGCUGUGCCGACACCGAGUUUGGAUGCCAGGGCGGUUGUAGUGGCAAUCUCACAGCUGCCGCUCUCAAUGGAACAUCCUUCCUAGGUACUGGCCCAACUUUCUCUUCAGCUGUUCCGUCGGCCACGUCUGCGCCCAGCGACUCGAAUGGAGGCUCAGACGGUGGUCUAUCCACAGGUGCCAUUGUUGGCAUAGCAGUAGGCGUAGGAGUCGUCGGAAUCCUCGCAAUCGCAGGGCUCAUCUGGUUUCUAUAUCGACGUAAACAAGCCGCCAAAUCCGCAAACACAGCCGCAACACAUCCACCCUCAUACUCCGCAGUACAUUCUCCAGACCCUAACGGGGGAGCCUGGUCUGGAACAAAUUACGACCCCAAAGGUGUGUACUUACCCAUGACCAGCUCGCACGAUGAUCCGCGCUACUCACACGUCUCCGGCUCCACAUAUCUCGGUCCUGGAUCCCCACAGCCUGACCAGAUGUACGCCAAACACGCCAACACUCCGUCAAUGUCUCAGUCCGGAAGUCCUUAUCCGGGCGGUUGGACUCCACAGUCACCCCAGUCACCGCAUAUGGGCGGGGGUAAGUUCCAGCAGAAUGAGAAUACGAUCGCUGAGCUUGCGGAUCCGGAGCCAGCUGGCCCGGUGGAGAUUGGUGAGAGUGCGCAUGGCGAGACGAGGAGGUAAAUUAAGCAGGUUAAAAGGCAGGCAUGCCAUAUCAUUUUGCUUCUUGACCUCUUGAGGCAAUCAUAUGCUUGGACAUAGAAGAAUUGGCGUGUGUUAUGUUCGCUUGAUGCCCUGACCCCCCCUUGAUCCAGUGUGGUGAUGGUAAUGUCGAACAUGUUAACGCUAUAGCGGUACUAUAGAACAAGAAGUG